Molecule: messenger RNA, 3652 nt
Organism: Oryzias latipes (Japanese medaka)
Lineage: Eukaryota; Metazoa; Chordata; Actinopteri; Beloniformes; Adrianichthyidae
Gene: tmem245
Product: transmembrane protein 245
Source: RefSeq, a predicted model, not a curated record
UGGAGCAGUUGGACACGCAGCGCCAGGAACAUGGCAGACGAGGAGGGCUCGCUGCCGGCCCCCGGCCCCGUCUCCCCAGCGGAGAGUCCUAAAACCGAGCGGCCUCAUUUCGUCUCCUUCUCCGAGAGCGUCCAGCCUGCAGUCGGCAUGAUGAGCCAGCUCCUGGCCCAGCACUCGUCCCUCAAGUUUGACAAAAACAUCAAGCAGGCCUUCUACAACACCGGGGCGAUGAUCUUCGUGGCGAUCUGCUGCGGGGCGGCCGUGCUGGUCUACUUCAUCCUGGAGGCCUUCCUCCGCCCGCUGCUCUGGGCAGUGCUGUGCGGCACCUUCCUCCACCCCUUCAAGCACUCCCUCGCUCGCCUGGGCCGCUCGUGGCUCAGCGGCCUCCAGGACACCGGGACUCCCAUCGUGGUAGGGACCCUGCUGGUCCCGGUGUGGUGCGUCAACUACGGGGUGGAGGCGAUGGGAAGGCUGGUGCUGAAGAGGCUGACGGUGCUGCUGGUGAUCGGUGCCGGCGCGCCGCUGGUUUACGUCCUCUACCUGUCCUGGAGCGUCAUCGGCGUGCAGGUGAUCCUCGGGCACGUCUGCUGGGUCAUCGGGACCGCUCUGGACUGCUUCCACGCGGUGUGGGUGUGCAGUGUGGUGUUUGGCUACUUGCUGGCAGUCUGUUUCAAGUGGAGUCCUCAAACGGAGCGAUACCUAAAGACCAUAGCCGUCCCUGUCUGGGUUGCACUCCUCUUCUUUGUUGUGUCUCUGACUGGCUCGUGGAGGGUGCCCAUAUUUGUGGUUGUGGCUGUUCUUCUCAUCGUUGGCUCCCAGGAGAAACCGCCCGUCGCUGGCAGAGGAGAGCUGUCUGGCCAGGUGCUGUCAUUUGCUGCCAACACAAUUUACAUGGCCAUUUCCUGCAGCAGCUUCCAACCAAAAGCAGAACUAAGUGAGAAUUCCACCUCAGGUGGUGUCAACCCAGUAGCUCCGCCUCCUGCGACUCCCGGCUUCCCUCGAGGAGCUUUACCAAGAAGCCUCUUCCACAAAGACAAGCGCUCCCGUAGAGCCAGUGAUAUCUAUUUCAUUCUGCUGGUCUGGGCUAUUGCUCUGGUCCAGGUGUGGCUCCACCUCUGGAUUGUAAAGCUGCUACCCAUCCCUGUAGCUGUGUGGGUGCUGAAAAAGUUGGCGGUCCGCUUCGGUCUGAAGAGUUUUGCCGAGCGCACUCUGACCUCGUGGUGGGUGGUGCUGGAGAAGUUUGGACGUGAACGGGAAGAUGCCCUGCUCCCUGGACCAAUCAAAGGCCUGGUUCAAUUCCUGCUGCGUGUCGACAUCAAGCUCUGGCAUUGGCUUAACAAGCAGAUGAUAGUUUGGCUGGAGCGAUCACUGGAUAAAAUCAUCAGCAUCUUCAUCAUCUUCCUCCUUGUUACAGGGACCCUGCUCAUGGCUUUGCUGCUCACUGCUAUGGUCCAUCAGGAAAGUGUCCACAUCAUCGAAGUCACCAGUAACCUAAUCAACGAGACAGUUUCUAACCAUCCGGAAUGGGCCAACAUGCUUCCAGAAGCUCGUGUUGUGCAGAAAGCUCUGAAUUCAGCUGCUACCAAUGUUUAUCAGCACGGGAGAGAAUGGAUAACACAGAAGCUCCAAAAGAUGCUGGGAGACAAGGCCAACCAGACGGCAGUGAUUGAGAAGCAGGUUUUGGAGCUUUGGGACAGACUGUACCACUCUUGGUUCGUGAAGAAUGUGACCCAGUCUGGCCGCCUUCGUGGGCACAAGAUGAUUCAGAGACACAACAGCUGGCUGGGGGACAUCCUGGACUGGAAGGACAUUGCUUCCUUUCUUCAGGAAAAUAUUGAGACUCUGCUAUCUAUCCUGGAGUCACUGUGGGUAGUGAUGAGCAGGAACGUCGGCCUCCUCAUCUCCACGACCACCACCCUCCUCACCGUCUUGUUCCACAGUGGCACUGCGCUGCUCAACUUUGCACUGAGUUUGGUGAUCUUCCUCACCACCCUCUUCUACCUCCUGAGCUCUAGCGGUGAAUACUACAAACCCGUCAAAUGGGUGAUCAGCCUGACGCCUCUCUCCCAGCCUGGACCCUCCUCUAAUAUAAUUGGUCAGUCUGUGGAAGAGGCCAUCAGAGGAGUAUUUGACGCCUCUCUGAAAAUGGCCGGCUUUUACGGCCUCUACACGUGGCUCACCCACACCAUCUUUGGCAUCAACAUCGUCUUCAUUCCCUCUGCUCUGGCUGCCAUCCUGGGGGCCGUGCCGUUCCUGGGGACGUACUGGGCGGCUGUGCCGGCUGUGUGUGACCUGUGGUUGGUGCAGGGUGAAGGCGUCAAGGCCGUGCUGCUCCUGAUCUGCCACCUGCUCCCGACGUAUUUCGUAGAUACCGCCAUCUACUCCGAUAUAUCAGGGGGCGGACAUCCUUACUUGACGGGUCUGGCAGUAGCAGGUGGAGCAUACUAUCUAGGGCUUGAAGGAGCUAUAUUUGGGCCCAUCCUCCUCUGCAUCCUGGUGGUUGCUGCCAACAUCUACAGUGCCAUGUUGAUGAGCCCCAGCUCUGCCCUGCCCACUCCAGUGCAGCCCCAGUGGCCUGUCCACCCUAUGAGGGACUAUGCCGAGUCCACCCCCUCUGUCCCGAAGACCAGCGAGUGAAGGCGUCAGAGUGUUCCAGUGAUUCCAGUCAGCUGAUUCUUCCAGCUAAGGGCUCACGAUUUUCGACCUGGCUCUGCACUAUCGAUGUGGACCAAGAAAGUGCCAGUUGUGACGCCGUCUGAGUACAGAAUGGAACCAUUUGUCCAAACUUUACGCCAGAUCUGCUCGUGUUAUUCAGCAGGCAAACAUCCUGAUCUUCCACCCGGACCAAUGACAGCUCAUGAUGUUCGUCAUAUUGUAAAGACACUAAGAGUGCCUAAAGUUAUUUUUAAUACUGAGAAAUACUUACAAGUCUUGCGUCUUUUAGCAAAUCAAAAGAGGAUGUAUUUUAUAUACUGAGGCUCCGAUCUCGAGUCCAAUUACCUGCUACUGUUUAAAGCUCUGACCUCUCCUCACAGAAAACAAGGUUACCGGUAGAACGUUCCAGAGUUCCCAUCCCUUAGGUUACGUUACCACGGUGGAGCUUUCGUUUUGACGAGCUCUAAACCAGAGACUGAUGGGAUUUUUGAUGCCGCAUUCAGGAAGUGGGAUCUAAGCCAAGGGGUUUACAGGAAAAGCCAGUUUUAACUCUUCAUUUAUUCAUUUUGAGUUGUCUUUUACUUCUGAGAGCACUUAACUGAUGUGGCAGGGCUAAAAGCACUUUCAGACGCAGCGCCUUGGUUCCGUUAGGUUCAAUUCGUUGAGCACUUUUAGGUUUGAGUGAUGGUGUGAUCCUCUUUAAAGAUGUCUGUACUAUUCACUUCAUCCACCUCACUGUUGCACUGCAAAACCUCAACCUUUUGAAAAAAAAAGACUUGUUUAAGUAGUUUUAAUAUUUUAUUUAUUUAUUUUAAAAAGUGCGAAAAGAUUUAUUGAGCUGGAACUGCAGAUGUGUGUAGAGUUGAUCGAUUAUUAGCCACCAUGUUGGCUAUCUGAGCCGGCAAAUGUUUUGUCUGAACGGUUUAUGGAAAAGGUUUUUUAUUUUUAUUUAACAGUUUUUGGAUAUGCACUGAAUAAAAGAUUAAUUAAAAACACA